Molecule: messenger RNA, 9042 nt
Organism: Sapajus apella (tufted capuchin)
Lineage: Eukaryota; Metazoa; Chordata; Mammalia; Primates; Cebidae
Gene: RERE
Product: arginine-glutamic acid dipeptide repeats
Exons: 23
Coding region: 1691-6367 (1558 amino acids)
Biological process (GO): regulation of DNA-templated transcription
Cellular component (GO): nucleus
Molecular function (GO): chromatin binding; sequence-specific DNA binding; transcription corepressor activity
Source: RefSeq, a predicted model, not a curated record
UGAAAUUAUUAUCUCCAGCCUGGAUCUCUGCCAACUUAGACUAUGUGAUUUUCUAGGCUUCUCAAGCUUAACACAUUCAAACCCAAGCUUCUGGUCUCCCCAUGAAACUCAAAUAGCAGCUUCAUCAUCCAGGCCAGCUUCCUUUUUUCUUUUGUCCCCUUUUGUUUCACACCUCACCUCACAAGUUUAUCAGCACAUCUUAUUUGACUCUCAUCUUUAAAACAUACAAAACACGAGACUUUUCCCCUUUUCUGCUGCUAUGACCCUAUUGCUUCCCAGCUGCCGCUCAUUUUCCCUGGGUGAUCCAGCCCCCUGCAUCCCUUGAGUUUUUUCUCAGUGGCCAGUGAUCUCCUGUAAACAGAAGUCAGAUCAUGCCUUUCUUUGCAACUCACAUCCCUGCUGAAGUGUCAUUCGAGUAACUUCAUUUCACUUGAGUAAAAGCCAGAGUCCUUUCCCUGACCCACAUGGCCUGCCAGAAUCCAGGUCUUCCUCCCUCUGCCCCUUCACCUCUGAACUUAACUCUGACCUCUCUCCCCCUUCUUGUGCUACUCGUUGAGUACGUCUUGAGUGUGCCUGGCUCAUUCCUGCUUCUGGACCUUGGCACUUCUUUCCCCUCUCAAGGAAUCACCUCCCUUCAUGUGUCCUUGGCUUCCUUUCUAAUACUCCUACUCAGGGUCAAAGUCCCCUCAGAGAGGCCUUCCCUGACCAUCCUGUUUAAAAUUGCAGUCCUGCCACACUGUCUGUCCUCUUUAAAUUUUCUACGGAAGAUCUCCUCUUAUUAGGUAUGGUGCCUUUUGUUGAUGAUCUGUCUCCACUGCUGAGCACAUAAGCUCAGGAUCAAGGCAGGGGCUUUUGUAUUGGGUUUUCUGCUGUUUACCAACACCCAGAGCAGUAAGUAGCACAUAGUAGGCGUUCAGUUGACAUUUGUUCACUGAGUAGAUGAAGCUUGUUGUAAAUCUGAAAUGUAGUCUAGAUUAGAUUUUCUUCCUUUUUUUUUUUAAAGUAUGUUAUAAUGUGUUUCCUGUUUCACUGAGUUGGGCAGUGAUUGACACAGACAUUUCCAAUGUUUUUGGCUUUCUUACUGGAGAAAAAUAGCUUUGGGGGCAGAGUGAGUGUGUUUCUUAAAUCUGUCUGUGUGCAUCAUCAGCAUGAGUGAGUAGAGGAGAAGUUGGUGCCUGUGAAGAAGAGUUGGAGACCCUGGCAGCACACGCAGCAGGAGUUCCUGUGCAGGUCAGAUAGGGUUGAGCUUUGUGAGAGCUGUGCUGGAAUCCUGCUUUGUGCUCACUGGCUGCGUGGCCUUGUGCAGAUGAUCUCUUCUGAGUUUUGUAGACUGUAAAGUGAGGAUGACAACUUCUGUCCAGUUCACUUCAUGAGUUGAAAGAAUCAAAUGAGGGACCUGCUCUGUAAACCUCAUGUUGCUCUAAUAAAGACGCUGUUGUUGUAUCAUCUACUUUGUAGAUCAUUUCUAGCAAAUUGAAGUGACAACUCUCCUUCUCAGUGCCAUCUGGUUCCUCUCUGGGUCCCUUUCUUCAGUUGUCACAUCGUGCAUUUUUGAAACGUUGGGGUUGUUGGAGUGGUUGGAUUUUCCCUGGAAUUGAGUGAGAAAUUCAGAAGACUGAAGCCCAGGCUUACUGUCUACCUUUCACGGAGGCCUAGCCGUGAGAGGACAGAAGAAGGCACGUGGCGAAUCAUGACAGCAGACAAAGACAAAGACAAAGACAAAGAGAAGGACCGGGACCGAGACCGGGACCGAGAGAGAGAGAAAAGAGACAAAGCGAGAGAGAGUGAGAAUUCAAGGCCACGGCGGAGCUGUACCUUGGAAGGAGGCGCCAAAAAUUAUGCCGAGAGUGAUCACAGUGAAGAUGAGGACAAUGACAACAAUAGUGCCACCGCAGAGGAGUCCACGAAGAAGAACAAGAAGAAACCACCGAAAAAAAAGUCUCGUUACGAAAGGACAGAUACUGGCGAGAUAACAUCCUACAUCACUGAAGAUGAUGUUGUCUACAGACCAGGAGACUGUGUGUAUAUCGAGAGUCGGAGGCCAAACACACCGUAUUUCAUCUGUAGCAUUCAAGACUUCAAACUGGUCCACAACUCCCAGGCCUGUUGCAGAUCUCCAACUCCUGCUUUGUGUGACCCCCCAGCAUGCUCUCUGCCGGUGGCAUCACAGCCACCACAGCAUCUUUCUGAAGCCGGGAGAGGGCCUGUAGGGAGUAAGAGGGACCAUCUCCUCAUGAACGUCAAAUGGUACUACCGUCAGUCUGAGGUUCCAGAUUCUGUGUAUCAGCAUUUGGUUCAGGAUCGACAUAAUGAAAAUGACUCUGGAAGAGAACUUGUCAUUACAGACCCAGUUAUUAAGAACCGAGAGCUCUUCAUUUCUGAUUACGUUGACACUUACCAUGCUGCUGCCCUUAGAGGGAAGUGUAACAUCUCCCAUUUUUCUGACAUAUUUGCUGCUAGAGAGUUUAAAGCCCGGGUGGAUUCAUUUUUCUACAUAUUAGGAUAUAACCCUGAGACAAGGAGGCUGAACAGUACCCAGGGGGAGAUUCGUGUUGGUCCUAGUCAUCAGGCCAAACUUCCAGAUUUGCAACCAUUUCCUUCUCCAGAUGGUGACACAGUGACCCAACAUGAGGAACUGGUCUGGAUGCCUGGAGUUAAUGACUGUGACCUCCUUAUGUACUUGAGAGCAGCAAGGAGCAUGGCGGCAUUUGCUGGGAUGUGUGACGGAGGCUCUACAGAAGAUGGCUGUGUCGCAGCUUCUCGGGAUGACACCACUCUGAAUGCACUGAAUACACUGCACGAAAGCGGUUAUGAUGCCGGCAAAGCCCUGCAGCGCCUGGUGAAGAAGCCCGUGCCCAAGCUCAUCGAGAAGUGCUGGACCGAGGAUGAAGUGAAACGCUUCGUUAAGGGACUCAGGCAGUACGGGAAGAACUUCUUCAGAAUUAGAAAGGAGCUGCUUCCCAAUAAGGAAACAGGGGAGCUGAUCACCUUCUAUUACUAUUGGAAGAAGACCCCCGAAGCCGCCAGUUCCCGGGCCCAUCGUAGGCACCGCAGGCAGGCCGUGUUCAGGAGGAUUAAGACUCGCACUGCAUCCACACCUGUCAACACACCCUCCAGACCCCCGUCCAGUGAAUUCCUGGACCUGAGUUCAGCCAGUGAGGAUGACUUUGACAGUGAGGACAGCGAGCAGGAGCUGAAGGGGUACGCCUGCCGCCACUGCUUCACCACCACCUCCAAAGAUUGGCACCACGGAGGCCGGGAGAACAUCCUGCUCUGCACCGACUGUCGCAUCCAUUUCAAGAAAUACGGUGAGCUCCCGCCCAUCGAGAAGCCCGUGGACCCGCCACCAUUUAUGUUCAAACCUGUCAAGGAAGAAGAUGAUGGGCUCAGUGGGAAGCAUAGCAUGAGGACACGGCGGAGUCGGGGCUCGAUGUCGACACUACGAAGUGGUCGGAAGAAGCAGCCAGCCAGCCCUGAUGGUCGCACCUCACCCAUCAAUGAAGACAUCCGCUCCAGCGGCCGGAACUCCCCCAGCGCUGCCAGCACCUCCAGCAAUGACAGUAAAGCAGAGACAGUGAAGAAGUCAGCCAAGAAGGUGAAGGAGGAAGCUUCUUCCCCUCUUAAGAGCACCAAACGCCAGCGGGAGAAGGUGGCCUCUGAUACGGAGGAGGCUGACAGGACCAGCUCCAAGAAGACAAAAACGCAGGAGAUCAGCCGACCCAACUCACCAUCUGAAGGUGAGGGAGAGAGUUCAGACAGUCGCAGCGUCAACGAUGAGGGCAGCAGUGACCCCAAAGACAUCGACCAGGACAAUCGCAGCACGUCCCCGAGCAUCCCCAGCCCCCAGGACAAUGAGAGUGACUCGGACUCAUCAGCCCAGCAGCAGAUGCUGCAGGCCCAGCCCCCAGCCUUGCAGGCUCCCACCGGGGUUGCCCCAGCUCCCUCUGCAGCUCCUCCAGGGACACCCCAGCUGCCCACGCCAGGGCCCAUGCCCUCUGCCACUGCAGUGCCCCCACAGGGUUCCCCCACGGCCUCCCAGGCCACUCACCAGCCGCAGGCUCCCACAGCACCUGCUCCCCACACCCACAUCCAACAGGCCCCUGCCCUGCACCCCCAACGUCUGCCCUCGCCGCAUACCCCGCUGCAGCCUCUGACUGGGUCUGCGGGCCAGCCCUCCGCACCCCCUCACGCCCAGCCCCCUCUGCAUGGUCAGGGUCCACCUGGCCCUCACAGCCUGCAGGCUGGGCCCCUGCUACAGCACCCAGGCCCCCCGCAGCCAUUUGGCCUCCCUCCCCAGGCUUCCCAAGCCCAGCCCUCUCUGGGGACCUCCCCGGCAGCAGCGCACCCUCACACCUCCCUGCAGCUGCCAGCCUCUCAGUCUGCGAUGCAGUCCCAACAGCCGCCACGGGAGCAGCCCCUGCCACCAGCACCCUUGGCCAUGCCCCACAUCAAGCCCCCACCCACCACUCCCAUCCCCCAGCUGCCGGCGCCGCAGGCCCACAAGCACCCUCCCCACCUCUCGGGGCCUUCACCCUUCUCCAUGAACGCCAACCUGCCACCCCCUCCAGCCCUGAAGCCCCUGAGCUCCCUGUCCACACACCACCCACCCUCGGCCCACCCCCCACCCCUGCAGCUCAUGCCUCAGAGCCAGCCAUUGCCCUCCUCCCCCGCCCAGCCCCCCGGGCUGACCCAGAGCCAGAGCCUGCCCCCACCUCCUGCCUCCCACCCCCCUACAGGCCUCCACCAGGUGGCCUCCCAGCCCCCAUUUGCUCAGCACCCCUUUGUCCCUGGGGGCCCUCCUCCUAUCACCCCUCCGACCUGCCCUUCCACCUCCACCCCACCGGCUGGACCUGGCACCUCGGCCCAGCCACCCUGCUCUGUUGCGGUGACUUCAGGAGGCAGCAUAGCGGGGGGGUCAUCCUGCCCACUCCCCACCGUCCAGAUCAAGGAGGAGGCCCUGGACGAUGCUGAGGAGCCCGAGAGCCCCCCUCCCCCUCCAAGGAGCCCAUCUCCUGAGCCCACUGUGGUGGACACCCCCAGCCACGCCAGCCAGUCUGCUAGGUUCUACAAACACCUGGACCGGGGCUACAACUCGUGUGCACGGACAGAUCUGUACUUCAUGCCUCUGGCUGGGUCCAAGCUGGCCAAGAAGAGGGAGGAGGCCAUCGAGAAGGCCAAGCGUGAGGCUGAGCAGAAAGCCCGAGAGGAGCGAGAGCGGGAGAAAGAAAAGGAGAAGGAGCGAGAGCGGGAGCGGGAGCGGGAGCGGGAGGCCGAGCGGGCGGCCAAGGCGUCCAGCUCAGCACACGAAGGCCGCCUCAGUGACCCCCAGCUCAGUGGUCCAGGCCACAUGCGGCCAUCCUUUGAGCCACCGCCAACCACCAUUGCUGCUGUGCCCCCCUACAUUGGGCCCGACACGCCGGCGCUUCGGACUCUGAGCGAGUACGCCAGGCCCCAUGUCAUGUCACCCACCAACCGCAACCACCCCUUCUACAUGCCCCUCAACCCCACGGACCCCCUGCUGGCCUACCACAUGCCCGGCCUCUACAACGUCGACCCCACCAUCCGCGAGCGCGAGCUCCGUGAGCGGGAGAUCCGGGAGCGGGAGAUCCGGGAGCGGGAGCUGAGGGAGAGGAUGAAGCCGGGCUUCGAAGUGAAGCCCCCAGAGCUGGACCCCCUGCACCCAGCCGCCAACCCCAUGGAGCACUUUGCCCGGCACAGCGCCCUCACCAUCCCCCCGACCGCCGGGCCCCACCCGUUUGCUUCUUUCCACCCGGGCCUGAACCCCUUGGAGAGGGAGAGACUGGCCCUGGCGGGCCCCCAGCUGCGGCCCGAGAUGAGCUACCCUGACAGACUGGCCGCUGAGCGCAUCCACGCAGAGCGCAUGGCGUCGCUGACCAGCGACCCCCUGGCCCGACUACAGAUGUUCAACGUGACUCCGCAUCAUCACCAGCACUCACACAUCCACUCCCACCUCCACCUCCACCAGCAGGACCCCCUCCACCAAGGUUCAGCGGGCCCCGUCCACCCACUGGUCGACCCUCUGACUGCCGGCCCUCACCUGGCUCGCUUCCCCUACCCCCCUGGCACUCUCCCCAACCCUCUGCUUGCACAGCCCCCCCACGAGCACGAGAUGCUUCGCCAUCCAGUUUUUGGCACCCCCUACCCUCGAGACCUGCCUGGGGCCAUCCCACCCCCCAUGUCAGCAGCCCACCAGCUGCAGGCCAUGCACGCCCAGUCGGCCGAGCUGCAGAGACUGGCCAUGGAGCAGCAGUGGCUGCACGGACACCCCCACAUGCAUGGUGGCCACCUACCAAGUCAGGAAGAUUACUACAGUCGACUGAAGAAAGAAGGUGACAAGCAGUUAUAAGUUAUUUAUUUCUUAACGCCGGCUGUGGAAACCCCAGUUCUUGGGGGGGAAACAGGACUUUUUACAUACAGUAGGAGCUGCAAAAGCAAAAAGAAUAUCUUCUAAAGAUUUCUUUAUAUAUUUAAAAACCACAACUGAAAAUGUACCCACAUAAUAGUGUUCGUUUGUCGAGAGGAUUUCCUGAGACUGGUUUGGAUCUCCCUGCAUGACAGUCCCCCAGAAACUUAGUGAGUCCUGGACUGGACUGAACAUUCAGAAAGCUUCCCUGCAAUCUUGGGGUUUGCUUUAGUUUCUUCUUGAUUUCUCCGUAGGUGCUAGAAUCCAGUUCCCACCCUUCACUGUGCGCUCGCAGACACACUCCGUGACGAGUGUCCAGAACUCGCAAGCUUUGCAGAUAGGUGGCAUAUGAAUUUGGAAUCCAAGAGCUAUAAUUUUUAAAAAAAAAUCUUUUAUUUUAAUACAUUGUAGGAAAUCUUCAUAAUUUGAGAAAGUUCUGCAGCAUGGCUUUUUACGUCUGUAAAUAAAUAAUUUUAGAACAGCCUUUUUUUUCUUCCAUAAACUACUAUUGUGAUCUAUUUUUUCCAGCCAUGUCACUAAUUGUGAAUUCCUACCAACUAUUGACAGAAUACAGAGUUGAUUUUUUAAUAAAAAGUUAUAUAUAAUUAUCCCUUUAAUUAAAGGGAGCAAAGGGGCGUUGCCCGUGGGCAGAGGCUUGGCCGAGGCCUGGUCACAGCAGUAAGCAUCCAGGGCUGGCGGGGGUGAAGUUUUGCCCCUUGUGUUUCACGUCUGUCUGCUCCUAGCCUGUGCUCUGCCAGCUCUGCAGACGUCUGUCCAUCAGACCUCUUCCAGUUUGCACAGGGAGUGCAGGCAGUGAAUGCUCGCUUUCUGUUCCCCGUGUCACUGUUCUGUUUCCACGGGAUGGAAAGCAUGUGGUCCUGUGUCCAUUGUAGAUUUCCUUCUAGAUUUCUAUGUACGCAUACUUGAUUGCUCUGGAUGAAUGCCUUUUUAAAUACUCUGAAAAUUUCAUAAUCUAAGAAAUUCAAGAAAAUGAUUCCAUACGAAUAACUCGGCACAUGAGCGACCCAGGACAUAUGCCUGCCAAAGGGAUCUGUUGGAAGGCUGCCCUUUCAUGCACAUUGUCAUCUAGAUCUUAUGGUGAGGAUGGCCCAUUCUUGCCACAGACCAAGGCUGCUUUUGAGCGAGGGAGACCCUGGAGUUAGACAGGUGUUGGGGGUGGCCUGCAUUUUCCCCCAGGAGUAGGUCUGCGUGGCGACCCAUGUUGCACUGGCAAACCACUGGAGUCCCACUCUUCAUCCUGGAAGUGGGAACUGGAGUCCCUUCCACAAAUGUGAGGUCAGAAAGCAGGCUUCCGCCUGCGGCACAGCUGCUUAGGAGGCCAGGCCCCUCCGAGCAGAACUGUCCUGGAGAGAGCCUGCCCUCCUCUCCAGGUCGCAGCCAUAAUGCACUUUCUCCCAGGCCAAGGAUGGGUGUUUUGGGGUGUCUGCCCUCUGUCAGCUCUGCUUCCUGCCAGGAUGUGGCCUUUUCCCAUCCUCUUAUCUCAGACAUUAGAUGGCUUUUCUGCCAUUGUUUGUGCUGGUCCCAUCCCAAGAAUUGUAGGGCAGAGAGACCACAGUAGGUCAGCAGACAGAAAGUCCAUCUAGGACCCAGGCCGCAGAGGAAGCAGGAAGAGAGGCUGAUAGUUUGAUCUAGAAACCAGCAGGUAUUAGCUCAAAUCCAGGUUCUGGAGUCAUAUAAGGGCAUUCCCAGUUUCUCUUAAAAACCAUGUUUGGUUUCAGUUGGGAAAGGAUUGUUCUAUCUAUUGAAAAUGUUUAUAGUUUAUUUUUCUUCUUUCCAUUUUUCUCUCAUUCCAUCUCUGCCUUAACUUUAGUUCCUUAGUGGGGAGGCAAGCUCACAUUAACCUUCUGUCAUCAGACUUCAGGCUGCAUUGGCUUGGAGGCAUUUAUUUCCUCGUGGGGUGGGACGGGGCCUCGUGGCAGGCUUGUUGGAGGCUCCCACUGGGGCCUCUUCCUGCUGGGCUCCCAGGCCCCUGCAUCCAUGCCCUCUCCUUCUCUCCUUUUGGGUUUUCUUGCUUGCUUGCUUUUCGGUGGAGCACAACAUCUACCAUUCAGUUAAACCUUCUUUGUCUCUUCCUCUGUCAUCUGUUUUUCCAAAGAAGAGAAAGAGUGGAGUACUCUGAGGUCUGUACUUGAAAGCUGUCCGAAGGUGUUCUCUUGUUAGGUUUGCAUUUCUCCCCAUAUCCCAAGGUGAAGCACUGAGAUUCUUCCAUUUAAAAACCUUGACCCGAAACCCUCACCAGAUCAAUUGCAAUUUCUCUGGGAGGCCCUGUGUCUUUGAAGCCCAGCCGCUCAGUUUCCUCUGGACUUUCCUCCCUUUGUUUGGGGUUUGGUUUGGCUCCUCUGUGUGUCCCCGUAUCUUGUUGAGUGUCGUUGAGGUUGAGCUUCACUCCACUGCGGCAGAGCCAGAGUGCACAUUCGGAUUUGCUACGUUUCUAUAUAUCUUGAAGCUAAAUGUAUAUAUGAGUAGUUUGCCAUGAGAUAACACAGUGUAAACAGAGUAGACACCCAGAAAUCGUGACUUCUGUGUUCUCUCCAUUUGAGUAUUUUGUAAUUUUUUUGAAAUAUUUGUGAACAUAAAUAAAACCAAGCUACACUACA